AUGUCCGGCUCAGCAUCAAGAGGCCUGGCGCGCGUCUUGCGCCAGACCAAAAGACCAUCGAUCCCUCGGUCUCAAGCCAGACAGUGCCGGCCACUGCGGCCAUUGAUUGUGCCUGUGCGAAAUUUCUCUGCAACGACCCGGCGACGAGAAGACACCAGCGAACCACACCACAAUGUCAAAUACACGACCGACAUGUACCCGACCCUCAAGCGAGACUCUAGGUUCUCUGAAAUCACGCCGGAGCACAUCCAGUUCUUCAAAUCGACCCUGGGUGACGACGCUGCCAUCAUUGACGGAGUGACCCAUGAUGCUUCGGACGACCUUGAAGCCUUCAACACUGAUUGGAUGAGGAAGUACAGAGGGCAUACCAAGCUGGUUUUGCGACCCAAGAGCACGGAAGAAGUGAGCAAAGUGCUCAAAUACUGCAAUGACAAUAAGUUGGCGGUGGUACCGCAGGGUGGAAACUCGGGUCUGGUUGGAGGCAGCGUGCCGGUCUUUGACGAGAUUGUCAUCUCACUCUCCCGGAUGAACAACAUCCGCAGUUUUGACGACAUCAGCGGCAUUUUGGUCGUUGAUGCAGGCGUUAUUCUGGAAGUCGCCGACAAUUACCUUGCCGAGCAUAACCACCUCUUCCCCCUGGACCUUGGUGCCAAAGGAUCAGCCCAGAUAGGUGGGAAUGUGGCAACCAAUGCUGGCGGCUUGAGGCUACUACGCUACGGCUCCUUACACGGCAACGUCCUUGGGCUUGAAGCAGUGUUACCGGACGGCACUAUUGUGGACGAUCUUGGUACGUUACGGAAAAACAACACAGGCUACGACAUGAAGCAACUCUUCAUCGGAGGAGAAGGGACAAUCGGGAUCAUCACAGGCGUCUCGGUAGUCUGUCCACAGCGGUCCAAAGCAGUUAACGUGGCAUAUUUUGGACUUCCCUCCUUUGAGAAUGUGCAAAAGGCUUACAAAGAAGCGAAAGUCCAGCUCGGAGAGAUCCUAUCCGCCUUUGAACUCAUGGAUGCACGGAGUCAGGGCUUCGUGCACCAAGUUACCGGCAAUAAGAGACCAUUGGAAGGAGAUCACCCGUUCUAUUGUUUGAUUGAAACCAGUGGUUCCAAUACAGAGCAUGACAGCGAGAAGCUCGAAAAGUUCUUGGAAUAUGUCAUGAGUGAAGAGAUCGUCUCGGAUGGCGUUCUGGCCCAAGAUGAGACUCAAGUCAAAUCUCUGUGGGCAUGGCGAGAGGGCAUCACCGAGGCGAUCGGCCACUUUGGCGGAACAUACAAAUACGACCUUUCGAUCCCCAUUCAAGAGCUCUACCAACUCGUGGAAGAUACAAGAGAUAGACUAAACUCGAAAGGCCUGGUAGGUGACGACGACUCUUUCCCAGCAAUUGCCGUGGUCGGCUACGGACAUAUGGGCGACUCGAACCUGCACUUAAACGUGCCCGUGCGGAAAUACACAAAAGAAGUCGAAGAAGCAAUAGAACCGUGGGUAUAUGAGUGGAUCCAAAAACGAAGGGGAAGUAUCAGCGCGGAACACGGCCUCGGGAUCGCGAAAAAGAAAUACAUCGGAUACAGUCGGAGUGAGACCAUGAUCAAGCUGAUGAAGCAGAUAAAGGAGCUCUACGAUCCCAAUGGGAUUAUGAAUCCGUACAAGUAUAUAUAA
Fonsecaea erecta is the source of this 1656-nucleotide messenger RNA. RefSeq lists its product as hypothetical. Lineage: Eukaryota; Fungi; Ascomycota; Eurotiomycetes; Chaetothyriales; Herpotrichiellaceae. The record is from RefSeq and is a predicted model, not a curated record. The transcript has a single exon. Gene Ontology annotation, cellular component: mitochondrion. Gene Ontology annotation, molecular function: catalytic activity; FAD binding. Bases 1 to 1656 code for a protein of 551 amino acids.